AUGGAGUUAAAAAUUUUAUUAUCAUUUUUUUUGAUGAUUAGUGGAUCAUUUUGUAAUCAAUUAAAAUUUUUCAAUAAUUGUCCAUUUUCUGUAUGGCCUGGUGUAGAAGGUAAUCCAGGAAAGGCGCACCUUGAAAACGGUGGAUUUAAAUUAUUGCCAUAUGAAACAAAAGCUGUUAAUACACCAGGUGAUUGGGCUGGUAAAAUUUGGGCAAGAACAAAAUGUGAUGGAUCAGGAAGAUGUCAAACUGGUGAUUGUGCCAAUAAAAUACAGUGCAAUGGAACUAUGGGUGUGCCACCAUUCACACUUGCUGAAAUAAAAUUAAAAGAUACUUUUAAACUUGAUUGGUAUGAUAUAUCUUUGCUCAACGGUUACAAUAUUCCAAUUAAAAUAUUACCAACUGAUGGAUAUAUUACUCCAAGCAAUAAACGUUAUGAUUGCAAAGCAGCUACUUGUGAAGCUGAUUUAAAUGCAAGAUGUCCAAGUGAAUUGGCUGUUAAAUUACAUGGUACCACUGUGGCUUGUAAAAGUGCAUGUGAAGCUUUCAAUACAGAUGAAUACUGCUGUCGUGGUGUCAACAAUUCUAAAGAAAUGUGCAAUAUAAAUAAAUGGCCAAUUAAUUAUCCAGCAAUAUUUAAAUCAGCUUGUCCAUAUGCGUUUAGCCAUCCUUAUGAUGAUGCAACCAGCGUUUUCACUUGUCGAGGCAAUCCAGAAACUAAUUACGACAUUAUUUUUUGUCCAUUUUCUAUGGAUGAUAAUUGA
Molecule: messenger RNA, 762 nt
Organism: Aphidius gifuensis
Lineage: Eukaryota; Metazoa; Arthropoda; Insecta; Hymenoptera; Braconidae
Product: pathogenesis-related protein 5-like
Exons: 1
Coding region: 1-762 (253 amino acids)
Source: RefSeq, a predicted model, not a curated record